GGAGAAACGUCAACCACACGUCAACAAAGCACUCGAUGCGUCGCGUGUCGGGCAUGUAAACAACGGUUAAUUUUUCCUAGAUUUUCUUUCGUUUUUUCGCCAUCGAAAGCUUCCACGCAAUGAUCAAACAACCGGUGCUGGCCGAACUGCAAUACUUUGUCAGCAGCGUAUCGCUGCUGUACAAGGGAAUACCGCUGAAAGAUCCAACCGCCCUCGUAAAGUGCAGCCUACACCUGUUGGAAGAUCUGCCAUCGACGCGGGAUGCUGUAUUCGAUUACUUUUCGCUGGUGUUCAACGGUGCCGUGAAGGCUUACCUGAUCAAUGUGGAAAAAAAUAGUUCGGAUGGUACGCAGGAUGACGAUGCAAUCCAGGAGAUACACGAAGCGUUGGAACGGCUAGUGCGGAAUGGUCCACCGGCCUGGUCGCCGUUGAUAUCGUCAUGGUGUCUGCGACUGUUGGGGGAAAUUUGCGACAAAAAUAGUCGUCGUCGUCCGCUAGAUAUUCGAAUGUCUUGUAAUCUGUGGCUCGGAUGCAACGCCAUCCGCUGUCUGAUGGGACUGACGGCACUGUGUUUCAGCAAACUGGACGAGCUGGAAGUGGAUGCCUGCAUCACCGGACUGUUGAACACGUUUGCUCAGCAUUCGCCGUACUUCGAUUGGGUGGUGGCACGGCUUGGCGGUUGCUUUCCCUCGAAGGUUAUUUCGAAAAUGUUGUUCUGCGGUCUGAAACGGUUCACUGGCGAGUACGAUCAGGUCGAUUCCGAGGUGGAAGUUUUGAGCUAUCUGGCAUCGACCAACGAAGACGAUUUGAAGCAAGCGUUGAAGGAAAUUGUCGAACGGGAAACCAACAACAAGCUGACGGUUCCGUACUUGCUGCAUCUGUCAAAGAAUUCGGAGAUUUUGGCACAAUCGCUGGCGGUGGUGUUUUUGGAUAAUUAUAACGACACUUAUCUACACUUGAUAAAAGUUCAAUCGAAAUUCUGGCCCUCGAAUUACAGUGCCAGCAACGUGAUUCACAUCGUUACGAAUCUGCUGCUGAAGGUGAAGAAAAAAUCCAUUGAGGUUUUGCUAACGCUGCCAGGAAUAUCGGAAAAAUAUUCCUGGUGCCAGGAACUGUUGGAAAUGCUAUUCGUCGAACUGGAAACGAUCGUUCUGGAGAAACGCUCCUGUCCGCUGCUGGACGAUGCAGUGAAAGAUUCAUCCAAAGAUCUGCUGUGGCGUUCGUGUCUCAGCGAUUGUUCGCUGGCCCAGCAAAGUGCCGUUCGUUUAAUUCUGCUGGCCAGUCUCAAGUCGUCCUACUUCCUGCAGCAAUCCAUUGCCCAGAUGUUGAUGGAUUCGUCGGGUGUUCCGACCAACCCGAGCAAACCGCACCUGAAUGCCCUGGCUCGGAUGCUUGGUGGACCGCACGGGUCUGCUGAGUUGCCACGAAUUAAACCGGCUUUCGAAAUCGCACUUGGCCGGAUGCUGCUCAAUCCAACCGCCGGCAGGGGCAGCCGGGAAAAUUUCAACGUGCUGCAAAAUCUGGUGGAAAUUGUCAAACUCGAACGAGACUCGUUCAAUGUGCACCUGAAGAAGACGAACUGCGUUCGAGUGUUGCAGGAACUGCUCGGCAAACUGCUUACCAUCUGGGAUGCGCUGAUGUGCCAGGAAAAGUAUGUGCUGAUGCCGCAGCUACAGGAAGAGGUUCGGCCUGCACCGGUCGAGGUUAAG
Messenger RNA from Malaya genurostris, 1709 nucleotides. Its product is annotated as integrator complex subunit 5-like. Gene Ontology annotation, cellular component: integrator complex. Gene Ontology annotation, biological process: snRNA 3'-end processing. The annotation marks the transcript as partial. The transcript has 3 exons. The record is from RefSeq and is a predicted model, not a curated record. NCBI's taxonomy places the organism in Eukaryota, Metazoa, Arthropoda, Insecta, Diptera, Culicidae.